AUGCUGGAAAAGACUUUCAACACUUUUCAUACCUCUAACGUGCACCUGCAGCAACAGUAUAGAGAGCGAGGCUUUACUCAGUACAACCAGUUGAUACCUGUGCUCCUUGUAGCUGAGCAAAACAAUGAGUUUCUGAUGAAGAAUCAUCAGUCCCAACCUACUAGAUCAGCACCAUUCCCAAAAGUGAAUGUUGUUUCCUUUGAAGGGAAUACCACAUCCUCUCAUGACAAUAAUCACAAACGAGGACGUGGCCAUAAACGAGGCCAAAAAGGCAAGAACCAUGGUGUCCAAUUUCACAACCAGGUUCUAAGGCAUAAUACAUGUCCGAGCUUUAAAAAUGCAAAUCGCCAAAAAGGCAAAGCUCAUAUGAACACUCUUAGAAAUCCUGAAGGAGUUUGCCAUAGGUGUAGUGGCAAUGGGCACUGGGCACGUACCUGUCGUACCCUAAAACAUCUGGUGGAUCUGUAUCAAGCUUCCCUCAAUGAGAAGGGUGUCGAGACCAAUUUCCUCGACCAGGCUAUACAGAUAGAUAUACUUGAUCCAGUGUUCGAUUUAUCAGGACAAUUGAACACAACCCACCUGGAUGUUUCAGACUUCAUUAUGGAAAGAGGAAAUGAAGUGUUUGGGUCCAAUUAA
Molecule: messenger RNA, 636 nt
Organism: Malus domestica (apple)
Lineage: Eukaryota; Viridiplantae; Streptophyta; Magnoliopsida; Rosales; Rosaceae
Molecular function (GO): zinc ion binding; nucleic acid binding
Source: RefSeq, a predicted model, not a curated record